Messenger RNA from Fusarium oxysporum Fo47, 1653 nucleotides. Its product is annotated as general substrate transporter. Gene Ontology annotation, cellular component: membrane. Gene Ontology annotation, molecular function: carbohydrate:proton symporter activity. The record is from RefSeq and is a predicted model, not a curated record. NCBI's taxonomy places the organism in Eukaryota, Fungi, Ascomycota, Sordariomycetes, Hypocreales, Nectriaceae. The coding region runs from base 1 to 1620 and encodes 539 amino acids. Gene Ontology annotation, biological process: carbohydrate transport; transmembrane transport. The transcript is spliced from 3 exons.
AUGUCUCUCCACGAGAAACAAAGCAUCGACCACAUCGAACAAGAUGUCACCUCUCAAAAAGAAUGGAGCCACGUCCAAGGCGAACAAGGCGCCUCCAUCGACCGCAACAUGUCCCUCUGGCAAGCUAUAAAGGCUUACCCGGGCGCCAUAGCAUGGUCAUUCCUCCUAUCAUCGUCCAUCAUUAUGGAAGGCUAUGACAUUGUCCUCAUCGGCAAUCUCAUGGCCCAACCGGCUUUUCAGAAAGCGUAUGGUGAUUGGUACGGCGAUAAACUCGGCUAUCAGAUUUCCGGACCGUGGCAGGCUGGCCUUGGGAAUGGAACUGCAGUCGGGACUAUCAUUGGGGCUUUUGCUAAUGGGUGGCUUACGGAGCGGUUCGGAUAUCGUCGUACCCUUGUGGCGUCUCUUGUUGCUGUUACGGGAUUUAUUUUCAUUACUUUCUUUGCGCAUGAUCUUCCUAUGCUUCUUGCUGGAUCUAUCCUCUGCGGUUUACCUUGGGGUGUUUUCGCAACGAUGGCUCCUGCUUACGCUUCAGAGAUUUGUCCUAUGGCUCUUCGGGGCUAUCUCGCCAAUUACGUUUGUCUCUGCUGGGCUCUCGGCCAACUCCUCGCCGCCGGCGUCUUAUUCAGCUUUUCCGAGAACUCAACACAAUGGGCAUACCGUCUGCCCUUCGCUAUACAGUGGAUUUGGCCUAUUCCUCUCAUUAUCGUUCUCUGGUUCACGCCUGAAUCGCCGUAUUGGCUCGCCAAGAAGAAUCGCCUCGAUGAAGCGAAGGGCGUUCUGAGGCGUAUCUCGGCAAAGAGCAGCAAGACUGAUGAGGAUUUGGACAAGCAGCUUGCCAUGAUUGUUCACACCAACAAGAUCGAGAGUGAACAUACCAAGGGCUCUAGCUACCUCGAUUGCUUCAAGGGCAUCAAUCUUCGGCGCACUGAGAUUGUUUGCCUUGUAUUCGUCGCGCAGAAUACAACUGGCGUUGGCAUCGGUGGUACACCUACCUACUUCUUCGUCCAAGCAGGCGUCGACCCAAGCAACUCCUUCAAGUUCGCAACGGGGGCACUCGGCCUUGCUUCCGUGGGCGUCAUCAUCUCCUGGUUUCUCAUCUACCGCAUCGGCAGACGAGCCUUAUAUGUCUGGGCCUGUGGCAUCUGCACAGUCCUUAUGCUUAUCAUCGGUAUUCUCGCCAGCGUUCCCCAGACUCAAGCUGUCAGUUUUGGCCAGGCUAGCGUUGUUCUAAUUUGGGAGAUUGUGUUCUACGCUACCAUCGGACCUGUUUGCUAUGCCAUCAUUGGUGAGAUACCAGCUGUCAGUGUUCGCAGUAAGAGUAUCUGUCUUGCUCGCAUUGCCUACUACAUCUCGCAGAUUCUCAACGGCACUUAUGGUCCUUACAUGAUCAAUCCUACUGAGGGCAACUGGAAGGGCAAAGUCGGCUACUUCUGGGCUGGACUUUCUCUGUUGACCUUCACUUGGGCCUACUUCCGCCUUCCCGAAACAAAGGGGCGGACGUUCGAGGAGAUUGACAUUCUUUUCGCCAACAAGACUGCAGCUAGGAAGUUUGCUGAUACCAAGGUUGAUGCGUACGCUGAUGACUCUGAGGGGCGUAUCAUCAAGGAAACUGAGGUUUGAUACCGGUACCAACAAUGCAGGACAUUGUGUGUU